Molecule: messenger RNA, 780 nt
Organism: Diaporthe amygdali
Lineage: Eukaryota; Fungi; Ascomycota; Sordariomycetes; Diaporthales; Diaporthaceae
Exons: 2
Coding region: 1-780 (259 amino acids)
Source: RefSeq, a predicted model, not a curated record
AUGCAACUAUUCAAGGCUCUCCUUGUCCUUGGGGCCGCGACCUCUACGACGGCACAACGUCUACCGCCUGCUCCUUUUGUCAACUCUACUAUUCCCACUAUUGUACCCGGGAUUUUCAACGGUACCAUCGUCACAGUCGUCAAUUCCUACACGACCUAUUGCCCUACACCAACAGUCAUUACUGUCAAUGGCGUUUGCUACACCGCCACAAAGCCUACCAUGAUCACUGUGACGAACUGUCCCUGCACGAUUACGACGACGCCGAAAGGCCAGAAGACCCCAGCACCUCUUCCAGCACCUCAGCCGACAUUCCAGAAUUCCACAGUGCCACAGCAGAGCGUUGGCCCCCAGCAGAGCGCUGGCCCCCAACAAAGCGCUGGUCCUCAGCAAAGCGCUGGUCCUCAGCAAAGCGCUGGUCCUCAGCAAAGCGCUGGUCCUCAGCAAAGUGCUGGUCCUCAGCAAAGCUCCAGCCCCCAGCCAGCCCCUGCUCCCCAGCCAGCCCCAGUCCCUGCUCCCCAGCCGGGCCCUGGCCCUCAGCAAAGCUCUGGUCCUCAGCCGGGCCCUGGGCCCCAACAAAGUCCGGGUACUGUGCCAGCAGGCUCUACCCCCACACCCGCGACGGGCUCAGCUCCUGGUGUUGCACCAGUUCCUGGCACCAGCACGGGUACUGGAGCGGCUCAGCCAACUUAUGUCCAGUCUGAUGCGUCGGACAGGAAUGUUGGGAUCCUCGCUGGUGCUACGAUAGUCAUGCUCUCGUUCUUCUUCACAGUUAUGUUGUAG